This is a messenger RNA of Purpureocillium lilacinum, 888 nucleotides long. RefSeq lists its product as uncharacterized. The record is from RefSeq and is a predicted model, not a curated record. NCBI's taxonomy places the organism in Eukaryota, Fungi, Ascomycota, Sordariomycetes, Hypocreales, Ophiocordycipitaceae.
AUGGCGGACAGAACGGCGUCAACGCCUACCGGCACCGGCAAGGGCACGACGACCUCGCCGCCCGCUAUAACGUCUUUCCCGAAAAAUCCCUUGACGAAGUCGUUUUCGCGCCCGAAAGACUGUACCGGCGUCGUCAAGUCCUCGUUCCUCGCCAUGAUGGACGUCGCUUCGACCUGUCUCCCUCCCGGUAUCCAGACAGAGUCCGACGCGUACUUUUCUCCAGGAAUUGCCUGUCCGUCUGGCUACGUCAGUGCCUGCCACGACAACACUGGUGUCGCAUCCUUGACGACUGUUACAUGCUGCCCGACGCUCAACCGCGACGUCACACUGUCCUGCGUCGACGACAGGACGCUGGCAUCGGUAUGGAGCACGCUGUUCUGCACGUGGAUCGCGCCCAAGGCCAAGACUUCACUCCCGGUUACGUUGAGCGCCAACGGGGUCACAAGCACCGAGAACCUGGACUUCUCGAGCCCCGGCGGCCUGAACGCUUUUGGCGUUCGCAUGGUGUAUCAAAAGACGGACACGGACAGGCCGACAGCAACGACUACCGGUGGCACCACAAAGCCAACGAGCAGCGACCCGACAAACUCGGACACGAGCACACCUUCGCCGGGGGAUGAUGGAGGACUUUCGACUGGUGCAAAGGUGGCGAUCGGGGUUGUCAUUCCGGUCGUGGCCAUUGCGGCGCUGGUUGGGAUCCUGCUUUGGUGGCGGAGAAGGCGAAGGCAUCACGGCCAAAGCAGCAGCGGCGGCGGGGAGCUGUACAAGUACCAGCCGCAGCCUCAGCAAACGGCGGAGCUACACGGGCAGCCUAUGCAGGAGCUGCAGGGAAGCGUGGUUGACCCCGUCGAGCUACCGGCGUCAACUCCGCAUCCGAGGCAGGCUUGA